UCGAUUUUAUGAUAAUUAUUACUCUAUGCUUUAUGCAACAUUGUGUUUUUUGGUAUCGGAGUAUUUAAUAUCGCUAAUGUUGAUAGUAGUGAGUUGUUUAAUUUAAAUUUGAUAUUUUAAUACGUAAUUUGACAUUAUUUUUUCAAAUUAGUUUGUCUGUCAACGCUUUAAAGAAUACCGGUGCAAAAUCUAUGGUUCAAAAAAUAAUUAUUAAUCUUAUACACUAAUUUCAUAUCAUACUCGAACUGCUCAACUCUAUCAACAUUCCACCGUUCGUAAACGGGUAUUAUGGAUAAUAUUCAGAAAUACAAUAGAGAACAAUUAUUCUUUCAUGAACUUCUAAAAGACAUCCAGGAAGAUAUUCAUUUUUUAAAUGACUCCCCAGGCAAAGUUUACAUGACUUUAACGGAACAUUUAAAAAAUGUGAAUAGUAGAGUACCUGAUCCAUUUAAACCAGAAGAACUUGUUCAGAUGGAAGAAUGUAUAAGAGAUGCAGUGAAAGACCUGACCGAUCUUGAUCUUAACACUUACCUUUGUACUGGAGUUGUCGUUCUAUCAGAAUAUUUAGAUUCCCCAGAAGAUAUGUUUGAUUAUAUUGGAAAAUCAAAGAGACGCAUAUAAUUUGUACUUCACAGCUUAUUAAAAAAUGAUUUUUAGUCAUUAUAUUUAUCAUUAUGAUAUAUAACUUAAACUAAUAAGUAGUUUAUAUUUUAAAGAUAAGUUUAUUGAUGAUAAAGCAGUAAAUAUGAAUGGUAUAGAAAAAAGUUGGAUGUAUAAAAUUAAGUUCUUUAAUUAAGUUAUUUUUAAUUCAAAUCACUAGUAAU
Molecule: messenger RNA, 824 nt
Organism: Rhopalosiphum maidis (corn leaf aphid)
Lineage: Eukaryota; Metazoa; Arthropoda; Insecta; Hemiptera; Aphididae
Exons: 2
Coding region: 289-621 (110 amino acids)
Source: RefSeq, a predicted model, not a curated record